Messenger RNA from Lodderomyces elongisporus, 1347 nucleotides. RefSeq names its product alpha-tubulin (gene TUB1). Gene Ontology annotation, biological process: nuclear division; nuclear migration by microtubule mediated pushing forces; mitotic cell cycle. Bases 1 to 1347 code for a protein of 448 amino acids. Gene Ontology annotation, molecular function: GTP binding; structural constituent of cytoskeleton. The transcript is spliced from 2 exons. Gene Ontology annotation, cellular component: microtubule; nucleus; spindle. The record is from RefSeq and is a predicted model, not a curated record. Lineage: Eukaryota; Fungi; Ascomycota; Pichiomycetes; Serinales; Debaryomycetaceae.
AUGAGAGAAGUCAUUAGUAUCAACGUCGGACAAGCUGGUUGCCAGAUUGGUAAUGCAUGCUGGGAAUUAUACUCGCAAGAACACGGAAUCAAGCCAGAUGGUUACUUGCAAGAAGGUUUGGACAGACCAAAAGGUGGAGAAGAAGGGUUUAGCACUUUCUUUAGCGAGACUGGUUCCGGUAAAUACGUUCCCCGUGCGUUGUAUGUUGAUUUAGAACCAAAUGUUAUUGACGAAGUUAGAACAGGUCUUUACAAAGAUUUGUUCCACCCAGAACAAUUGAUUGCUGGUAAGGAAGAUGCGGCAAACAACUAUGCAAGAGGUCACUAUACAGUGGGAAGAGAAAUCAUGGAUGAUGUUUUGGACAGAGUCAGAAGAAUGAGUGACCAAUGUGAUGGAUUACAAGGUUUCCUCUUUACCCAUUCUUUGGGUGGUGGUACUGGUUCUGGUUUAGGUUCUUUGUUACUCGAACAAUUGUCGAUGGACUAUGGUAAGAAAUCCAAAUUGGAAUUUGCCGUUUACCCAGCACCACAAGUUUCUACAUCAGUCGUUGAGCCAUACAACACUGUCUUGACUACACACACUACCUUGGAAAAUGCAGACUGUACUUUUAUGGUUGACAAUGAAGCCAUUUAUGAUAUGUGUAGAAGAAACUUGGAUAUUUCUAGACCAAGCUUUAGCGCAUUGAACAAUUUGAUUGCUCAAGUUGUGUCAUCGGUGACUGCUUCUUUGAGAUUUGAUGGUUCAUUAAAUGUUGACUUGAACGAGUUCCAAACCAACUUGGUGCCAUACCCAAGAAUCCAUUUCCCAUUGGUGAGUUAUGCGCCAGUUUUCUCCAAGGCCAGAGCCAACCAUGAAGCUAACUCGGUUUCCGAGAUUACUCAAUCUUGUUUCGAACCAGGUAACCAAAUGGUCAAGUGUGAUCCAAGAACUGGUAAGUACAUGGCCACCUGUUUGUUGUACCGUGGUGACGUUGUCACUAGAGAUGUGCAAAAUGCCGUUGCUCAAGUCAAGGCCAAGAAGAAUGUCCAAUUGGUUGAUUGGUGUCCAACAGGUUUCAAGAUUGGUAUUUGUUACCAACCACCAACUGCUAUUCAAGGUAGUGAAUUGGCCAGUGCACAAAGAGCCGUUUGUAUGUUAUCAAAUACCACUGCUAUUGCUGAAGCAUGGAGAAGAAUUGACAGAAAGUUUGACUUGAUGUACUCAAAGAGAGCAUUCGUGCACUGGUAUGUUGGAGAAGGUAUGGAAGAAGGAGAGUUUACAGAAGCUAGAGAAGACUUGGCUGCAUUGGAAAGAGACUACGUUGAAGUUGGUACCGAUUCUUUCCCAGAAGAAGAAGAAGAGUAUUAA